Ceraceosorus guamensis is the source of this 2373-nucleotide messenger RNA. RefSeq lists its product as hypothetical. Gene Ontology annotation, molecular function: protein binding. Lineage: Eukaryota; Fungi; Basidiomycota; Exobasidiomycetes; Ceraceosorales; Ceraceosoraceae. The coding region runs from base 174 to 2321 and encodes 715 amino acids. The transcript is spliced from 4 exons. Gene Ontology annotation, cellular component: nucleolus; preribosome, large subunit precursor. The record is from RefSeq and is a predicted model, not a curated record. Gene Ontology annotation, biological process: ribosomal large subunit biogenesis.
CACGAAUGGUGCAUGCAUGCAUUCGUCUUCUUCAGCGUCCUUCUUUUCCACUCGCACCACGCUCCUCAGUCAUCUAUCUACCUUGCCGCACACUGCCACUAUCCGUCGCAGUAGCCUUGCCGCCUCGACCGCGGCUUUGAAUACACUCUCACUCCACUCGCAGCGCAUUUGGAAUGAUGGACGCAGAUCCACCCCUGUCUUCAAGAAGCAGUGGUGCGGCUCAAGCUUCCAGCAGCAGCAGCAGCAGCAGCAUCAACGCUACUGUCAGUAGCGCCUCUCACACACUCUCUCCUCUCACAUCCUACAAAUUCUACCUUUGCACACCCAAUCAAGUCCUCUCUGUCCGUCUUGCCGCUCUAAGACCGACGUACACAUCCACAGCCCUCAAAUCGGAUGCCAAGUCCAAAGCUGCCCAAUCGGCAGCUCAGUCGCAAGAUCAGGCUCAGGCUACGGCCAGCCUUCCCAAGACGAUCAAAAUCCGAGACUGUCAGGGACACGCAUCGCCCCAGAGGGCCAUUCAACGCAUGACGUUGGGACAUGUGCGAGGUCACAAAUUGUUGGCGCUCGCACGACGUGACGGGACGAUAGACAUUGUACACCUCUCGAGCGCUCUGCGCGAAUCAGACAGUCAAGAAGAGCCUAAGGAUGCGGAACAAGGCAGCAGUGCGAAUGCGGGGCAAGGACAAGAGGACCGUGCACAUGCAGACGCAGAGGAAGCUCAUGUAGUGGCGACGAUCAAAGAAGAUCGCAUGAGAGCAGGUAUGGAGCGCUGGCUUGCGCUCUCCUACUCUCAACGUCACAUCUAUAGCAUCACCUCUGCUGGAUCAUUACGACGCACCGAGCUGCUCCUAGCUCCCAGCACCGUAGUCGUUCAAGAUAGUCUCAGCGAAAGGGCAAUCCAAAGCAGCUCUGACAAUGCGAUUGCUCAAGGGACAUGGUCGCUGGGAGAGUCCACAAUUCUAGACCUCCCCGCACCUCUCCAAAGCGCCACCUUCUAUCCGGCGCAUGAGCCUACCCACUUGCUCAUGGGCGGCGAACAACAAGCAUUGUCCCUGUGGGACCUCAAGGCGGCGUUCGAGCCCACUGCCGAAUCGGACACCUCCCUCGUCGAGACGGAACGAAACGGAAAUGCGCAGGAAAGUGGCUUGAGCGCAAAGGAACGCAAGAGGAAGAGGCAAGCAGAAAAUAGAGCGAAAGCAAGAGAAUUGUUGCCCGGAGAACUUUGGCGAGCCAAGCCGCUCCCUAACGACGCCCUCUCGCUACCUCAACAUCCGCGCAUCACUAGCGUGUGUGUCUUGUCCAAGUCGACCGAUGGCGCUGCCACUUUGGACUCGGACGAUCGGCCCUCUUCAGCACCCACGCAAUUCGUCGCUGGUACGAGGGACGGUCUGCUGCGCUUCUACAACACUCGAGGUGGAGCUCGAAAGGCGCACAGAGAAGUGCGGGUCAUUCCUUCAGGACAGGGCGCCGUCCGGCUGAUCGUCCCUGGCUCGGCAGAUCUGGGCUUGCCCAAUCAAUGCGCUGGUGCCGAGCUGAAAGAAAAGAAAGGGCAAGAUGCGGUGCAGCCGGACGGACGUGCACAGAUCGAUCGGCAUGCGGACUUGACGAGGGAGAUCUUUGUCGCUGAUCAGGGCGGCAAAUUGUACGCGGUGGGCGUGGAUCAGGGCAACAUUCGAUAUUCUUAUCCUGAUAUCAACGGCGCAAUCACUUCGGCCAUGGCUGUGCCAGCGCCACGUCGAGGUGCAUCUGACGCGGCAAGCAAUGGUUCGCGAAACUAUCCAGCGCGACGGGCUAGGCACGGAGCAGCCGCAAGCGCCGCGGAUCCGGAAGAACAGGCUCCGCUUUUGCUCACAUGCUCUCAAGAUAGAUUGCUGAGGCUGCACAGCACCGCUCCUCCCAUCGCGGAAGGUGCAGACGCAUCGCAGACCGACAACAUCAAAGUUGCGGGCGGCAGGAACACGAGUCACAAGAGGGGCAAGACGAUCUGUUCGGUGUUUGCUGCUCCAGGACAAGAUGGCCUGAUAGGUGCGGCAUGGGACGGCGUGGUGCCUGCGCAAGUACCGCAGGAAAGCGACGCGCAAAUGGAUGCGCGAGGUGCACGAGGUGCACGCAAGGCUGGAGAGGAUGAGAUGGGCCAAGAGACGGAUGAGGAAGGUGAAGAAGAAGAAGAAGAAGAGGUGUGGAACAAGCUUGGGACUGUUGGGAAGGACGGAUUGGAGGAUGCGCGCGAGCGAGGGGUCGAUGCUGAAUGGGCGCAGCAGGAUCAGACCGAAGAAACGUUGACUGAUCAGCCGGCUAGAUACAAAAGACUCAAGGUGUAGGCUUACUUCAUACUCGCAAAGUUGCCGAGACCAGAAAAACGCUACGCGCCAU